AUGACUGACGCAAUUCAAAAGUUUUCACCAUUCCAGCUGUUCAUUGAGCUGUCCUUCUUCACGAAGCUUUCUCAAUUGAAGCUAGAUGACUUCAAGUUGGAUACUUCCGAGCAGCAAUUAGUCGGGUUUUACCCCAGCCCCCCAAAUUUAACGCGCUUUAAUGAUCGACCGGUAAUCAAUUUGGAUCAUAAUAGCUUUGACCACAACUACUCUCCAUCUGGAUGUGUCACUGUACCGGGUUUACUUCAUCUAGUGAACACUGUCGAAGAAUUCAAAAAUCUGGAUAAGCAAGCACUUUUGAAAGAAUGGUACAAACUGGACCAUAUUUUUCACCUAUAUUGCUAUGCUGAUCUCAAAAAGUAUAAAUUUUACUAUAUGAUGGCAAUUCCAACUAAGCAAUGUCGAUGGAAAGUUUUGGAGUCUUCGCCAGUUGAAUUGCAGCUUGAGGACAAUUUACAAACCAUCAGUUUCGAGAAAACAUUCUUCAAGAGUGGCGAUGACUUUAUCUAUCUCGACGCUAGCAAUGCCAAUAACCCUUCACUGCUCUUGAUGCGAUGGCUUCCUACGGAAGGAUCUCUGACGGUCGUUGUAUAUCAAUCAAGUGGUAGCAAAAAAUAUACCUUAACGCCAAUUUCCAGUGCCAAUAAUGCAUUUACUGGUUGGGAGAGAUCAAGUACAGGAAAGUUGGCCCCUAAAAUUGCUGACUUGGGGUCACUUAUAGACCCUCACCAGUUAGCUAGCCAGGCGGUUGACUUGAACUUAAAGCUUAUGAAGUGGCGUAUAGCCCCUGAUAUAAAUUUGGACAUUAUACGUCAACAGAGAGUACUACUACUUGGAGCCGGCACUUUAGGGAGUUACGUGGCAAGGGCAUUGAUGGGUUGGGGAGUUCGCCGCAUCACGUUUGUUGAUAAUGGUCGAGUUUCCUAUCUGAAUCCUGUCAGACAACCCUUGUAUGAGUUCAAUGAUUGUCAAGGAAGUGAUGGACAGGGGUCUCCAAAGGCGAAGACUGCAGCAGAAGCGUUGAAGCGAAUAUUUCCUGAUGUUAAAGCUGAGGGUCAUUCCCUUGAGGUGCCUAUGGUUGGCCAUGAGACAUCAAAAGAAAACUAUGACAAAUUGAAAGUGCUCAUUACCAAUAAUGAUGCUAUAUUUCUUUUAAUGGACUCUCGAGAAUCGAGAUGGUUGCCAACGGUAAUGGGCAAAGCGGCCAAUAAGAUCGUAAUCAAUGCUGCGCUAGGCUUUGACCUGUUCCUUGUGAUGCGUCAUGGAACUCCUAACAAUGACCUCGGGUGUUAUUAUUGCAAUGACGUAGUUGCUCCAUCUGAUUCACUCUCUGAUCGUACAUUGGAUCAGAUGUGUACCGUGACACGUCCCGGAAGUGCAAUGCUUGCUCUGGCAUUAGCAGUAGAGCUAUACAUUUCCAUUCUUCAACAUCCACAACGAGGAGAUGCUCUUGUGGAGGAUAUUCGAAUGUUCAGUACACCGCACCAAAUAAGAGGAUUUUUGAACCUGUUCGUACAGCAAAAGUUCCAGUCUCCUGCAUUUCCACAAUGUCUGGCCUGUUCACCGUCAGUACAGCAGCAAUAUCUUCAAAACGAUUGGGAGUUCAUUUCUCGGUGUAUUGCUGAUGCAAACUACUUGGAGCUGGUAAGUGGUUUGAGUGCAGUAAAGCAGGCUGCUGAAGAGGCCAGUAAUAAACUUAUUGAUGAAUUAAAUGAUGCCGAUAUUGAUGAUGAGUGGUUCGACUAA
This is a messenger RNA of Diutina rugosa, 1746 nucleotides long. RefSeq names its product Apg7p (gene APG7). The coding region runs from base 1 to 1746 and encodes 581 amino acids. Gene Ontology annotation, cellular component: phagophore assembly site; cytoplasm. The transcript has a single exon. The record is from RefSeq and is a predicted model, not a curated record. Gene Ontology annotation, biological process: C-terminal protein lipidation; protein modification by small protein conjugation; autophagy of mitochondrion. Gene Ontology annotation, molecular function: Atg12 activating enzyme activity; Atg8 activating enzyme activity. NCBI's taxonomy places the organism in Eukaryota, Fungi, Ascomycota, Pichiomycetes, Serinales, Debaryomycetaceae.